AUGAUAGUGACUGCCCAUAAUCCUCCUGGAAUUCCAGUUCAACAUCUAGAUGAAACUUCAGGCAUAUCUUCUACUAAACGUUCACGAAGAAAACAAGGUAAUCAAAAAGAGUGGACUAGAAACAAGGCUAUGAUGGCAAGAGAAAAAGGUUCAUCAUAUUUCAGUAAACAACGAGUAAAAAACAAGGGUUUUAUUGGUUACAAAAAGCGACCAACAAGAGUACUAGGAUCACCACGAAAAGGACUCUGGUUUUGCAUUAAUAAAAUUGUAUCUUUGGAAGUAAAUAUUAAUCGAUAUGAAAUUGGAAAUGGUUCAUCUUAUAUUAAACUCACAGAGUCUAUUCAAAAAAAGCGUGCUUGUAUUAAGGUAUGGAUUGACUUGAAAAAUAAAGUGAAAAAGAAGGAUAGUGUCAUAAGAAAUAGCAGGACGCAGACAGGAGGAGGUCCUCCUUUAAAAGGAAUCUUAACUGACCUAGAGGAAAGGAUUAUAAGGAUAAUUGGGGACACUGCCAUAUAUGGAUUAAGCAGCUCAAGGGAUGAUCCUUUGGACAGCGAGGAUGUGAAUGAACCCUCAGAGACAGUUGACGUAAAUUAUGACCACGAAGCAUCAAGCAGCACCAUUACUGCUGGUGUAUCAGACAGCGAACCAGAUACACCAGAAAACCCAAGAAAGCGCAGGCUGUUAAGUGCUGGCAGUUCAAGUAGCUACUAUGAGGUUUCCCCUAGAGCUACUAAAAGUAGGAAAGUUCAUCCAGCAACAUCUGCAGCACAAGCAGCAACAAGGUUUGCUGAAAUUGGUGAAGAGUUGAACCAGAGAAUGGAGUCAAUCGAUCAAAAACUAGAACAACUGAUCGAAGAGAAAAAAAGAAACUAA
Molecule: messenger RNA, 873 nt
Organism: Diabrotica balteata
Lineage: Eukaryota; Metazoa; Arthropoda; Insecta; Coleoptera; Chrysomelidae
Source: the annotation of a GenBank genome assembly